Megalobrama amblycephala (Wuchang bream) is the source of this 3040-nucleotide messenger RNA. RefSeq names its product sodium- and chloride-dependent GABA transporter 2-like. The record is from RefSeq and is a predicted model, not a curated record. Gene Ontology annotation, cellular component: membrane. Bases 485 to 2248 code for a protein of 587 amino acids. Gene Ontology annotation, biological process: sodium ion transmembrane transport. NCBI's taxonomy places the organism in Eukaryota, Metazoa, Chordata, Actinopteri, Cypriniformes, Xenocyprididae. The transcript is spliced from 14 exons.
GCAGAGGUCAGGUAUGGAUACCUUCGAGUGGAUCUCUCCACUUAAUGUUUCAGAGAAUCAGUGUUACGAACAGUAAUCUAUUGUUACUCCUUGGUUAAAUGUUAAAUGUAUGCUUUAGUUGGCUGCAUGAAUGUCUUCCUAGACUGGAGGCUGUAGGUUUUACAUAUUGAUUAAUCAAACCAUGUUUUUAAAACUAGCCAUUUUGCAUUAUUUCACUUAGUCAAGUUAUUUUACUAAUUUGAACCUACCGAUUACAUAAAAUUAUAAUUUUGUAUCAUUCUGAUUUACUUACUUUUCUGGUUUCUUUCUUUCUUUCUUCUCUAAAAUAAUGUAACUGGUUGUCAGUUCAUCUGGGGAGGAUCAGUCAAUGAAUAGCUUGACUCAUUUGUAUAAGCUUUUAACUAACCAGAAUUGAGUACUUCAACCAACACUGCAGAAUUAGGGCUGCCUGGACCUUUGUGGAACCGUGUAAAAACUGUGUGGAAUGGACAGAAUAGAUGGACAAAUAGAGGAGAGAGGGCACUGGGGUAGUAAAGCAGAGUUUCUUCUGGCUGUGGCAGGGAAUGUGAUUGGACUGGGUAAUGUGUGGCGGUUUCCUUACCUCUGCUACAAGUAUGGAGGAGGGGCAUUCCUGAUACCCUACAUGGUGUUUGUUGUUACCUGUGGGAUGCCUCUGUUCCUACUAGAGACUGCAAUGGGACAGUACACACAGGAAGGGGGCAUUACAUGUUGGCAUCGCCUCUGUCCACUGGUUGAGGGUAUUGGCUAUGCAGGACAACUGAUUCUUCUGUACAGCUGCAUGUAUUACAUCAUCAUUCUGGCAUGGGCACUUUUCUACCUCUUCUUCUCUUUCAGCUCCCAACUGCCAUGGGCCAGCUGUGACAACACCUGGAACACAGAUGACUGUGUAAAUCUUGCUGCAAAGAAUUUUACCAUCAACUGGACAUCUCUAAAUUCAACACCUGCAGCUACUGAGUUCUGGGAAAAAAGAGUGCUGGUGCUCUCUCGGGGUAUUGAAGAGGUCGGUAAGAUCAACUGGGAGAUUCUUCUGUGUCUCAUUGCAAUGUGGAUCAUAUGUUAUUUCUGUAUCUGGAAAGGAGUCAAAUCUACAGGCAAGGUGGUUUAUUUCACAGCCACAUUUCCUUAUGUGAUGCUACUGGUGUUGCUGAUUCGUGGGUUGACUCUUCCUGGAGCUCUGCAGGGGGUUAUGUUUUACCUGUACCCUGAACCGUCCCGUCUCACUGACCCACAGGUUUGGUUGGAGGCUGGAGCUCAGAUCUUAUUUUCCUACAGUGUGUCUGUUGGCACUCUCACUGUUUUUGGCAGCUACAAUAAAUACAACAACAACUGCUACAGAGACUGCUUGUGGCUUAGCCUUCUGAACAGUGGCACCAGUUUUGUGGCUGGCUUUGCUGUGUUCUCGGUUUUGGGCUUCAUGGCCCAGGAGCAGGGCGUCCCCAUUGAAGAGGUGGCAGAAUCAGGUCCAGGACUAGCAUUCAUAGCUUAUCCACAGGCAGUAGCUAUGAUGCCUUUCCCUCAGUUGUGGGCUGUUUGUUUCUUCAUCAUGAUUAUUUUGCUGGGGCUAGAUACACAGUUUGCUUCAAUGGAAGCUGUCAUAACAUCAGUGAUAGACCUGUUCCCUGCGGUGCUGCGCAAAGCAGGACGACGAGAAAUUUUACUCCUAGUCUUCUGUCUCACUUGCUUCUUUGGACAACUCGUCAUGGUUACAGAGGGGGGGAUGUACGUUUUCCAGUUGUUUGAUUACUAUGCCUGUAAUGGAGCCUGUGUUCUGUUCCUGUCUGUAUUUGAGUCUCUGGCCAUGGGUUGGAUUUUUGGGGCUGAGAGAAUGUUUGACAUUAUUGAAGACAUGACAAAGUCACGCCCCAACUACAUAUUCAUGCUGUGCUGGAAAUACCUGACUCCUCUCGUGUCCCUGUUGUCGUUCAUCUGUUCUAUGGUGGAGUACCAGCCCCUGACAUUUAACCGCUGGUAUGUGUACCCGGACUGGGCGUACGCACUAGGCUGGUUACUGGCCCUGUCCUCCAUUCUGCUGGUGCCUGCAUGGGCACUGGGCCGAAUGUGUGCUGAGAAAGGCAGUAUGAAACAGCGUUGGCAUCACCUGUGUAGUCCUGAUACAGAGCUUCCUCUCACAUCUAAACAAUUAGCUGAAAUGAAGGAAACUGCUUUCACUGCAGAGAUGGAAAACUUAGUCAGGACGAACACAGAGGAACAUCAAAAUGGACUUUGAAAGAAAAAUGAUUAUGUUUUGUAAUCAGUCUUUUCAUUACUAUACUAAUAAAUAACAACCUACAGAAAAAAGUCCCAAAAUUUAUUUCUUCGCCUAAAGCAUCAGAUAAUAUUUCCUCAACACACAGGUUAGAGUCAGAGGAUAUGCCUAAACCAGGUUGUUUCAGACAAACUCUGUAUUUUUGGUCUCAGUUCUUUAAUUCAGACUGAAACAUUUUUUAGGAUUUUUUCUGGCUCUCAUCAUCAGUACUGCACAGAACAUAUCUAUUUAUUGUUUCACCUUGUGACUUCCUCGUUGUUCUCACCUGUGUCUUGUUUUCCCAAUUAACCCUUGUGUAUUUAGCCCUCAUUUUUCAUUGUUUCCUGUUCAUUGUCAGGUUUGGUCCAUUUGGGGCUGGUUUAUGGGUCUUAGUUCUUGGUUUUAGUCUUAGUUCUUAUUUUGUUUCUUGUUCCUGAGUUUCUUGUAUCCUUGUGAUUAUUUAUUCAUUAAAUACAUUGCAUUUAGAUCCAUACCCUUGCUAUCUAAAACUCAUUACAGAUUCUUCUUCAUUAUAGAAGACCUAGUCUUGCGUAGCCAGACCUUCAGACUAACGGCAGAAGGUCUGGACUCUAUCGCAGCUUUCAUUGGCUAAGGACCGCCCAAGAGGACAUUUGACUGAUAUUUUAGACUGAUAUUUUAUUUUUUUGUUCCAGGUCAUGUUUAGGGGCAUGAAAAUUAAAGUCGAUGUCCCUAUAAUAACAGACCGCCGUGCAUCUAUAAAUUAAUCAUUCAAGAACGAUGUGCAAGUUUACU